AAUACAACUGCACAAUCGGCUGAUAUGUCACUAUCGAAUCGAAUUCAUGCGCCAUCAAUUCAAAACUAUUUACCUCAUCUAAAGAAGAAACCGCAAGCCCUAAUACCGUCAUUAAAAAUUGGCAAGAAUAAGUUAGGAGCCACGAUAGUGGUUGGCAUUCCAACAGUUAAAAGAAGCAAAGAAAGCUAUUUGGUUAAGACCUUGGGAUCCCUAUUUAAUAGUAUGUCUGAUGAAGAAAAGGAAAUCACUAUUGUAGUAGUUUUUAUAGCCGAGGUAACAAUAUUACAUUUCUCGGCGUGUUACAUAUUUGUAUUAAGUUCAUUACUUAAUGAUUUAUUGCAAAGGUUUAGCCAAUACAUUGCAUCAGGCCUUUUAGAAAUGAUUGCACCUGCAGCUGACUAUUAUCCAGAUCUUACUCAUCUGCCGUUGACGUUAGGAGACAAUAUACAACGUGUUAGAUGGAGAACUAAACAAAAUUUGGAUUAUGCUUACCUUAUGAUGUACGUUAUGAACAAGGGCGUUUACUACGUUCAGCUAGAAGAUGACGUCAUUUCUGCUCCUAACUGUAUCUCUAAAAUGAAGAAUUUCGCUAUGAAACAACGCAAUCAACAGUGGUUUGUUUUGCUCUUUUCGCAAUUAGGAUUUAUUGGUAAAUUGUUCCGAACUGAAAAUUUAGUUUACAUGGUUAAUUACAUGUUAAUGUUUCAUAAAGACCAACCUUGCGAUUGGCUUCUAGAUCAUAUUUUAUAUUCUAAAGUUUGCUCAAUAGAUAAAUCAAUGCGACACUGUUCUCUUCAGAAACAGAAAUUAUCUAAACGUUUUCGACCUUCACUAUUUCAACACGUCGGAAAGCAUUCCUCGCUAGCUGGUAAAGUUCAGCCAUUGAAGGAUAAAUCAUUUAGGAUGGGUAAUCUGUUUGUGGCUCAUAAUAAUCCUCCAGCUAAAAUAAAAACCACCAUAAAGCAUCAUCAAAGUUAUUCCAUUGAAUUUGCUUAUAAUGGUAAAGGAAUGUUUUGGGGCAUAAAACCUAUUAAAGGAGAUUUCAUAGACAUUCAAUUGCUGAAGCCUGUCGAGUUACGCAGUAUUUGUAUCCUAAGUGGCAAUAGUGAACAUCCAGGUGAUAUUUUGAAUAAUGCCGAAGUACUAGUGUUACAAGACGGGAAAGAAAUUAAAACCGAAAAUUUUGUCAAUAUUGGAAAAUUUAAUCAUGGAAACUUUUAUCACAUCUUCGUUAAAAAUAAUAAAAUGGGAAAGAUAUCGUCAGUCAAGAUUAAUAUUCUUCAGAAUUCGAUGUCGUGGGUUAUAUUCAGAAAAGUAUGUUAUUGUAUGCUGGUAAUUGAUUGA
Messenger RNA from Trichoplax adhaerens, 1344 nucleotides. RefSeq lists its product as uncharacterized. Gene Ontology annotation, cellular component: endoplasmic reticulum-Golgi intermediate compartment; endoplasmic reticulum; Golgi stack. NCBI's taxonomy places the organism in Eukaryota, Metazoa, Placozoa, Uniplacotomia, Trichoplacea, Trichoplacidae. The annotation marks the transcript as partial. The record is from RefSeq and is a predicted model, not a curated record. The transcript has 9 exons. Gene Ontology annotation, biological process: protein N-linked glycosylation. Gene Ontology annotation, molecular function: acetylglucosaminyltransferase activity.